Molecule: messenger RNA, 1883 nt
Organism: Neoarius graeffei (lesser salmon catfish)
Lineage: Eukaryota; Metazoa; Chordata; Actinopteri; Siluriformes; Ariidae
Product: chemokine-like protein TAFA-5
Exons: 4
Coding region: 635-1027 (130 amino acids)
Biological process (GO): G protein-coupled receptor signaling pathway
Molecular function (GO): G protein-coupled receptor binding; receptor ligand activity
Source: RefSeq, a predicted model, not a curated record
CCGCUGCGCGCGCUCCAUUCCUGCGUUUCUCUCUCUCUCUCUCCCUCUGACACGCGCGCGCGCUAGUACUUUCCCUCUCGGUCAGGAGCUUCGCCUUGCCGCAUCCAGGCGUGUUUCACUCUCCUCCUGUGCGCUCGGCUCGCUCUGGACUCCACUCAGUAUUCGCCUUCGGGAUUUUUCAAUCUUUUUAACCUCCUCGAGGAGUGAAAACCCCGACACCGCCAUUUCCUCACAGCUCCUUCCGCUCCCUCAGGUGUAUUUCCGCCGCGGUGUUUUGUUUUUGUUUUCGUUGCGGCAUCUGAUUUCUUCACAUCACGAGCAGGUUUUUGGGUCUAAACUGUUCUGUAAAUGGACCUGGUUUUGGAUUACACUCCAACAUCUGAACACUGACGCACUCCAGAGACUUUUUGUUGUUGUUGUUGUUGUUUAUUUUUCCUCCUUCACCUGAGGAAACCGAACUGUCGGUUCAGUCUGUUGAUUUGCCUCUGUGUUUCCGCCAUGUGUUUCUCAGGAGUUACCUGCGGACAGAGGCGCGUCCCUGCUCACAGGGGGAAACGCUGCUGAAACGGCUCACUCUGCCGCUUCCUUCUCGUGUUUUACUGAAGAAAAAAAAAAAAAAAUCAGUUUCCGGCGGAUGGCUGCGGCGCGCGGGCGGACUGAGCGCGCAGUCGCGUGGCCGAGAAUGAGCGCGAGCUUCUGGGCUGCGCUGUUGCUCGCGAGCCUGCUGAUCGCCUACUGCGGUCAGUUGGCGGCUGGGACGUGUGAAAUUGUGACAUUGGACAGAGAUAGCAGUCAGCCGCGAAGGACCAUCGCUCGACAGACAGCCCGCUGUGCCUGCAAGAAAGGCCAAAUUGCCGGUACGACCAGAGCCAGCCCUGCCUGUGUGGACGCCCGUAUCGUGAGGACCAAGCAGUGGUGUGACAUGGUGCCAUGUUUGGACGAUGAAGGCUGUGACCUUUUGGUAAAUAGAUCAGGGUGGACUUGCACACAGCCUGGCGGCCGGGUCAAAACUACCACGGUCUCCUAACACUGGCCGAAGUUCUAAUGGUGUGGAGAGCUUCACAUGGACUCUAUAGAAGCCUGACAAGCUCUUUGCUCCCCCCACCUGCUGUAGAUAACUUGCUGUCUGUCAUCAGCUCAACAUCCGCCUCCAACUGCCUGUCUGUAGCUCCGCUUUGUAAAUGGGCAGCGCCCCCUAGUGCCACGGAGGACAUACGUCCACACUACACCUCACACAGAGCACCCAAGAGCCUGCAGGACUGCUGCUUGUGAGGGGCCUUGUGUUCUCACUGGAUGUCGACACCCUUUUCGAGGCCAGAUCUGAGGUUCUGAUCUGCGCGCCCUGUGAAUAGGCCUUCUGCUGGAGUCCACCUUUGGCACUCAAACAACUUUUACUGACCAAAGAGGAAAAGUAACAAACAAACAGCUCAACAAACAAUACCUUAAGAAACGGAGUUCAGAGAGGGAGGGCUGAGCGAGGAGAAAUUAAGACACCAAGCCCUGUUAUCACACACCAGUGUCCACCGAUUUAAAGCACUGACAUUGAAGAAUUGAUCUGUGCAAAUGAACUGAUCAAAAUGAACUAAAUUCCAGUAGUACCUUUAAUACUUUGCAUACAUUUUUUCCCUCGAACUGAACCCACUGUAUUUUGAAACUGGAAAUAUAGGCACUGUAUACAUACAUUAUGUGUAUAAAGAAAUUGAGAUUUGCAUUUUUUUCAGUAGCAAACUUUGGGACAAUUUGCAAUAAGCAUGGUUGGUCACAGUUAAAGAGUACAAGUGUUGAUCCUCAUUGGACAAAAAAGUGAAUAUAUGAACAACAACAACAACAAAACAUCAUUUCAAAUUGCCGGAGGAGGAGCCAGAAGUCAUUAAAUGUAUUUU